This is a messenger RNA of Python bivittatus (Burmese python), 1040 nucleotides long. The record is from RefSeq and is a predicted model, not a curated record. Lineage: Eukaryota; Metazoa; Chordata; Lepidosauria; Squamata; Pythonidae.
AUGGAGGAAGCGGCGACUGUGACCACCGCGGAAAGCACCUUCUGCCUGCAGCAGGUUACAAUAACUGAAGGUUCUGAAGAUGACUAUCAGUAUGAAGAGAUUCCAGCAGAUGAGGAUUUUAGCUUCCAGGAAGGUGAUGAAGAUCUGGCAAAAGCUUUACACACAAUGCAGGAACAGACCAUUGAUGCCCAAAUUAUGGCUCAGCGGCCAGGCCAGAUCACUAAACAGUCCUUGUCUGAAACACCUGAAGUUGUAGAUGACUUUCUUUGCAAUUUUCUAAUCAGAAUGGGAAUGAACAGGACACUAGAUUGCUUUCAAACUGAAUGGUAUGAAUUGAUGCAGAGGGGUGUGCUUGAACCUAAAGAUGUUGGAUUUGUUCCAGAUGCCUAUACCUGCAAUCAACAGUUGGAGAGGGAAAACAGAUGUUUGAAAAAAGAAAUGGAAAGCUAUAAAUUUGCAGCCAACAAAGCUAAAGAUGCACUGCUAAAAAUGCAGAGAGAGCGUGACUUCCAUCGAAUGCAUCAUAAAAGAGUAGUCCAGGAAAAGAACAGGCUCAUUAAUGACAUUAAAAGGCUAAAGACACACUAUGCAUCAUAUGAGCCUAUGUUAAGACAGCUGAAUGAAAAGUAUGAGAUUCUAGUAAGAGAGAAAAUGCUUACAAGUUUGGAACGAGACAGAGCUGUCGGGCAGAUUACUGGCUUGCAAGCUACUUUACAAAGCUUAGAAUCUGGAAACAACAUUCACAUUCCUGUGAUGAGAGUAGGUCAUUGGUGUGAUAGAGAGGCUGGGUUAGAGGGACCUUCUCAAAGAGCACUUAGAGAAGCUAAGGAACAGAAAGUACAUUCUGGAGUUAAUGCACACAAUUCAGCCAAAGAUCCAGCAAAGCAGAUGAACAAGAGAUAUCCAAAGGAUUCAGAAUUUCCUGAAGAUAUCCAAGUGAAUCCAUACCUUGCCCGUGCAAAAGAAUGUGUGCGGCCAUUGAAGUCUGGAAUAUAUAGACUGAGCAACACCUUGAAAGUACACGAUUUGGCAGUGAGCUG